Messenger RNA from Rosa rugosa (rugosa rose), 910 nucleotides. RefSeq lists its product as uncharacterized. The record is from RefSeq and is a predicted model, not a curated record. Gene Ontology annotation, molecular function: metal ion binding. The transcript is spliced from 3 exons. Bases 86 to 655 code for a protein of 189 amino acids. NCBI's taxonomy places the organism in Eukaryota, Viridiplantae, Streptophyta, Magnoliopsida, Rosales, Rosaceae.
AAAGACAGCAUGUCAUUUUAAUAACACACACACACUCACUCACUCACUUCACUUCUCUCUAGCUCUGAUCUGUUCUCUUGCUACCAUGAUGAACAUGAAGAGCAGCACUUCUACUAAGAAGAAGAUGACGAUGAUGCCGAGGGGGUUCAUGUGCCACUCUCAGGCAGCAACUGCCGUCUGCGUGAGCAGCGCCGAUGCAGCUCGGUCCGCGAUCGUCCCAGCUGCUAGAAAUACGAGAAUGAUCAACAACUACAAUGCCAGGUACUCGAAGAUCGUUGAGUCACGUAGGUCUGGCAAUUUAGCUGAUCAUGGGAAAAAACCAGCCUUGUUGUCUUCCAUGAUCAAGAGAGAGUCGGCUUUGAACUACCACCACCACCACCAUCAUCACUCGAAGCCAAAGAUGUCACUGCAGAAAACAGCGUUAGUUCUACCUUCUACAGAUAAUGUCUUCCAGGUGGUUGUUAUGAGGGUUGCUCUUCAUUGUCAAGGAUGUGCUGGUAAAGUGAAGAAACAUCUUUCUAAAAUGGAAGGGGUUACAUCUUUCAGUAUAGACCUGGAGACAAAGAUGGUAACUGUAAGAGGACACGUGUCGCCAGUCAGAGUCGUGGAGAGCAUUUCCAAGGUUAAAAAGGCAGAGUUACUGCCCUGCAGUUGAAUGAAUGAAACUGAUGGAUCAGGUUAAAACUAGCUACCUUACUCCUUAUGGAAGGAAAGCUUCAACCGCAUGCAAUUAAAUUCUUUCCCUUUAAUAUUUGUCUAUCAAUUUGUAUUCAGGUAACUGUUAAAAAAACUAAGGUGGUCCUCCCAAAAAUAAAUUGAUAUAAUUAAAGUGGGUUGUAAAUUUGAUCAUGUGAGCUGUAGUGAUGUUGAUGUAUCAAGGUUUAACAACUAAUUCAAGGACAAUUUUUGU